Molecule: messenger RNA, 537 nt
Organism: Drosophila willistoni
Lineage: Eukaryota; Metazoa; Arthropoda; Insecta; Diptera; Drosophilidae
Exons: 3
Coding region: 206-442 (78 amino acids)
Source: RefSeq, a predicted model, not a curated record
AAGCUCUGGGCUUCAAGUCAAGACGAGCUUUUUGUGGAGUCUCUUUAAACCUCUGCAAAGUCAAAUGCAUUGCAUUUCAGUUACCAAUCCAAACGCCUAGAGCCAACAACUAACACCCCGCUUAACUAAAGUUACCGUUAAUUUCGUUUUGAAAUUUAACAAAUAAAUUCAAAGAAAAUAAACAAACGCACAUAGUUGAAAAAUCAUGGCAAAGUUGAAUGCUCUGUUACUAGUGCCCAUUUUAUUUUUGUUAAUUGCAUUUAUUGCCCACUCUGCAUUUGCCACCGUACAGCCGAAAGCUCCAAAUUUUCAAUAUUUUGAAAGACCCAAAUAUCGUUAUCCCUACUAUGAUGAACAUGGACGAGGAAAACUUCUUUAUGGCUACGGCGGUCCCGAACUAUAUCAAUAUAAAACAUACACUCCCCUAGAGGGAAUACACUAAAAAACAGAAACUAUAAGCUUUAAAUAUCUCUAUCUGUAUGUAAUUUAGUAACCUAUAUAAUUUAUGUCAAUUUUCAAAUAUAACAGUAAUCAUAA